UAUGACUUGUCAAAUUAUGAACUGUAUACACAGAAUAAUACUUUACAUGAUGUUAUUCAAUAAUGAAUUUGAUGAGUUAUGGGUUUAUAAGAGAAUAUAUCAAUACAUUAAUAGAACAAUAAUUAAUAUCAUUGUGAAUAUCAUUUUUAAAAAUCGAAAUAUAAAUAUGAAAUAUGUCCCAGCAUAAAGGAUUAUCUACACCACAGAAUAAGUUUCUUGAAACUAUAGUUGCACGCUCAGAUGCAUUACAUGCAAACUUUGUACUUGGUAAUGCACAAAGAAAGUAUUAUCCUAUUGUUUAUUGUUCUGAUGGAUUUUUACUGUUAACUCAUUAUUCAAGAGCGAAUGUUAUGUCACGUAGUAGUAUAUGCCAAUUUUUAUGGGGUUCUGAAACAACACCAACAGUUCGUAUGGAAAUCAAUCAAGCAUUUCAUAAUCAUUAUGAAUACAGAAAUAGAGCUGUAUUUUAUACACGUACUGGUGAGCCAUUUACUUGUGAUUUUACAGUUACACCAAUAAGAAAUGAAAGAUCUGAAGUUGUUCUUUUUCUCUGUUCAUAUCAACAAGUAACACAAGAAUUAAUACAUCCUAAUGUGUAUCAAUCAGGCUUCAAAAUGAAUCAUUCAAAAACUCAUUCUAUACUUUCAUGGGCAUCAGAAUUACCAUUUUCUAAAAGUUAUCUCCAUCUGAGAAAUAAUAUUUUUACUGAAACUGCUGAAAAUGAUGAUGCAGAUCUACAACGUUCCUACUCCAAAGUCAACCUUACUCAAACAAGUAUUUUAAGUGGUUCUCCAGAAGAAAACGAUCCAUAUGAGGAAUCACCUACAUCAACAACUACUUCACAGUCAAUAAGCAAACAUUACCUUAAUAUCACUGGAGCCGUCAGUGCAACCCCAUUAUCUACAUCUUACAGUAAUCAGGAUCUUCUAAAAAAAUCCCAGAUCAAUAUUAAAAGAAAUUCGUAUGAUUCGCCAUCAGAUUUUUAUAGUGAAACCAAACUACAUUAUCCUAAGGAGUACUACCUACCUUCUUAUUGUCAGUCAACAACAUUUGUAGAUGUUCUACAUAAUCCUUCGUGCACUACAAUACCCCAAAACAUCCCUCGUAAAUUUAAUGCAUGUAUUCAUAGAAAUUUGAGUAUAUUGUCAUUACCUCAAAUAAAAUCACAACUGAGAAAAUUCAGUCGAAGAAAAAGUAUAACGAAAACUUCUGAAGAAAUUAAUAAUAAAAGAAUUCAUGAGUUCACAUUAACUUCACCUGCAAAAUCUCCAGUUGUCAGUUACGCUAAAUUACAAUCUACUACUUGUAAUUAUUCACCUAUCAAAACAGACAAAAUUAUAACGGUAAAUGAAAAUAACAAGAAAACUCAUUUUUGGGAAAAUUCUAAUUAUCUACCCUAUUCAACUAUUCUAUCUAAUCAAUCAAAAUGUGAUCAACCUAAAACAGAUAAAAUAAUACAUUCUGAUGAAAUGAAUUCACAACAAAAUAAUUUAACUAAUAUAAAUCAAUUAUCAAGUGCCUUGAAAACAGAAUCAAGAAACAAUAGCACACAAUCAGAUAAUGUACUUAUUGAAAAUAAAAUGAAUAAAACUACCAAUUGUUUCUCAUUUAUUUCACAACGUUUAUCCGAUAAUCGAUCAUAUUCAUAUGGAAAUAUUUCUAAAAGAAUUUGUGAACCAGAUCCAAAAAAAUAUUCUUAUAAACGUCGAAAAUCAUUAGCUUUAAUACAUGGAUUUGGAUUUCGUGGGCGCAAAAUUCAAAAUAGCAAUUCAUCAAAACUUAAUCAACAAAUUAAAAAUUUCAGCGUUAAAAAUGUCCCAGAAUAUAAAAUACAAAAAUUAACGAAAUCAAACUUUGUUCUUCUACAUUAUGGUCUUUUUCAUAUAAUAUGGGACUGGUUACUUUUGAUAUUAACAUUCUACAUAGCAUUUAUUGUACCAUAUAAUGUAACAUUUGAGAGCCAUUCAACGCAUUCUGGUCGAUGUAGAAUUAUUGAUUUAAUGGUAGAAAUUUUUCUAAUUGUUGAUGUUAUAUUAAAUUUUCAUACUACAUAUGUGAAUAAAAAUGGUCAAAUUAUAAAUGAUCGUCAUUUAAUUGCUAAACAUUAUGCUAAAGGAUGGUUAAUAUUAGAUUUAUUAGCUGCUUUACCAGUUGAUUUUAUAUUAAUUAUUUGUCAAAUUACAUCCAUUAUUAAUUUAAAUGAUGUGAAUAUGAAUACGAAUUUAAUUGAUAAAUUAAAUUAUGUAAAUGUUUCAAUAAACGAGACAAAUGGACCACAUUUAUAUUAUAAUGAUAAUAAACAUGAUAUAAGACCUAUAGUGAAUUUUAAUUUGAUAUCAUUGUUACAAAUGAUGAAACUUGCAAGGUUAUUACGUUUAGCUCGUCUUAUACAGAAAAUAAUUAGAUUAUCUCAGUACAGUGUAAUUGUAUUAGGAUUACUUAUGUUUAGUUUUGCAUUAGUAGCACAUUGGUGUGCUUGUAUUUGGUAUAUCAUUGGUUUAUACGAAAUUGAUGGUUCAGAUAUUGGUUGGCUAGAAGAUUUAGCAAGACGAUUAAGGUCUCCUUUUCAUUUAAACAGAUCUGGUGGACCUACAGAAGGAUCUAAAUAUUUUACUGCAUUAUAUUUCACAUGUAGCAGUCUAACAUCCGUAGGAUUUGGUAAUGUUUCAGCAAAUACACUAAAUGAGAAGAUAUUUGCUAUUUGUAUCAUGCUUCUUGGAGCUCUUAUGCAUGCUGCAGUUUUUGGCAAUGUCACUGCUAUUAUACAACGAAUGUAUGCACGUCGAACGACUUUUCAAUCAAAAGUUCAGGAUUUAAAAGAAUUCAUCGAAGUAUAUCGAAUACCUAAAACACUUAAAAGUAGAAUGGAGGAUUUCUUCCAGACAACAUGGGCGAUUAAUCGUGGAAUUGAUGUGCCAGAAGUGUUGAAAAUUUAUCCAGAAGAAUUACAAGGUGACAUUUAUUUACAUUUAAAUCGUGAAGUACUUGGAUUGAAAGUAUUUGAAAAAGCCAGUCGUGAUUGUUUAAAAUCUUUAGCCAUUAAUUUUAAAUUAACAUUUUGUACACCUGGUGAAUAUUUAAUACAUACUGGGGAUAUUCUACGUCGUUUAUAUUUUGUAUCAAACGGAUCAUUAGAAGUUUUAGAAACAGAUGAAGUGGUUGCUUUACUUGGUAAAAAUGAUUGGUUUGGUGCAUUUUUAGAAACCGAUGUACCAAUAAAUGGUACAACUAAUAAUAUAUCUUCAUCAUCGUUCCCAAUUAUACGUUCAAGAUGUGAUGUAAAAUCAUUAACUUAUUGCGAUCUACACUACAUAGAUUUAAUUACAUUAAGCGAAAUAUUAAAUCAACAUCCACGUUUUAAAGCUGAAUUAAAAAGUUAUUUAUACGAAGAUUUAUCAUUCAAUAUACAAGAAGGAGUUGAAAAUUGUCUGUCACAUGAUGUGAUUACUGUUCCAGCUAUUACAUUACAAUUAGCUAAUGAUGAAAAAGAGUGGGAGGAUAGUGAAACUAAAUUGAAUGUUAUUAAAGAUGUAGAAAGUUUGAAACCGCCUAAGUUUAUAUUUGACAAUAAAGGAAGAAGUUGUAGUUUAACAACAUAUGAUGAAGAGUCUGGCCUAUUAAUUCCUCAUGCAAAUGAUCGAUCAAAUUCGGAAAUAUCAAUUACUAAACCAUUAUCAACAAUUACAAAGCCAACAGUAACGGGAGCAAAUCAAAUUGCAUGGCAAUUUAGAUCACCAACUCUUGGGACAAAAUAUUUAUCUCAUUAUCCAAGGCGUUUGCAAUCAACGGAUAAGAUUGUAACAAGACGAAGAUUUUUUCUACUAAAAUCAUCUAAAUCAUCCGGUUGUUCAAGUAAUCUAGACUUGACACAAAAGUCAAAAGAGAAUAAGUCACCACCUUCUAAUUAUAAACCCAUAGAAGAGCUAAAAGAAACUAUGAGUCAUAAAACAUUUACUUGUAAUUUGAAAUCAUUUAGUCCUAAACAAAAUCGUCGUCAUACUAUGCCAACAUUUGAAGCUCAAAAUUCUGAAUCAAAAGCAACAAGUUCUAGUGUGAUGAAUCAAUACCGAAGAUCUGAUCGUCAUACAGAUGAUACAUGGAUAUUUUCAAAUCAUUCAAGUGGAACACAGUCAAAUGACGAAUUAUGUUCAUCAAGCAUUGCAUCAUCACAGUGUUUAUCAUAUAAUUAUGAAAAAACUCCUUUAUUAUCCGGUCAAUGUCUUUCAAUUCCAAAUGUAAAUUUUACAGAAAAUACACAACCACAAAUAGUAUCUAGUAAGCCUAUAUGCGUAUCUAUGCAACUGACACAAUUCAAUUCACUUAAUUGUGAUAUUAAUACAAUUUCAACAUCUAAUUUAUGUUUAUAUACACCAAAUACUUCUCCAGUCAAUUCAAUUUGGUCAUGUACAAAUGAUUACAAUCCUAAUCGAUGUACAUUAUCAAAUCGUGUCUAUCAUUUACAAGGCAGCAAUUUCAAUGAAAUUCAUUUAAUUAAUGAAUUACGUAAUUUAAAUAAUCGUUUAGAAUGUAUAGAAUUACAAUUUACAAAAUUAUUUAAAUUAAUAGAAUCUAAGCAAUUUUUAUAAAUCACAACAAAAACAACAACAACAAAAUUCCAAUUUCAUCAGUUUUAUUUAUAUUUUCGUCUUUAUUAUUAUUAUUUUUGUUUGUUUGUUUCUAGAUUUUGUCUAUGUUUCAUUAGCCAUAGCAACAACCUUGAAAAAAACAACACAAAAAAAUGAUUAUUUACUUAGCAUAAUAUGAACUAGAGAAAGAAAAGAAAAACGAUUCAUCAUAAACAAAUAUAAUUCAGGUUCAUAUAAAUGAAUAGUCGUAUUAGAUUUUCAAUAGUUUGUUAUGUAAUGACUAUGACUACAUAUCAAUAUAAUCUAAAGUGAAUUCAAAUAUAAGUUAUAUACGAUCAGGGAAAUUAUUUUAAUGACUUUAUUGAUUAAUUUAUAUCCUAAUAUGUUAUAUGAAUUGAAUCGGUUCGUUUUUGUUGUUGUUGUUGGGGGGUGGAGUUUGUUUUAAUGAUUCAGAUAAUCAGUAUAUUUCAUUGAUAAAUAAUAAAUAACAAAAUAUACAUAUAAACAAUAUUAUACUGUAUUAUGUUAGAUAUUAGAAUAAAAGUUAAUAUAUAUUAAUCAUUUAUGAUGUAAUUGUAUAUACCUUUUUAGUCGCUAAGUGAUUUCAUAAUAUUUGCAUGAUUUAAAAUAAUUACCAUGGAUAAAUAUAUUAUUUUUCUCUUCUUUUUUUCCUAAAAAUAAUCUUUGAAACAUCACAAAUGAUUCACAUUUUUAUGUUAAUUUAUAAUUAAUAGUCAUGUACAUCUAGUUUUCCAUUGUAAAUAAAAUAGAUUAAGAUUUUAGUGUAUUUUUUUAAAUUUUGGUUGACAAUAGAAUCUUUCUAUCUGAGACUUAUCAGCUGGAUGUAACUUCAGACACUGUUAUGCGAAAACCAAAAGUAAUACAAUAAUAAUCUUGAGGAAACUGAUGCUUCUUGACGGAUUCGAUCUGAUACAUAUGGUAUUGAUCAACAUUCAAUGAUUAAUCAAUUGUGAUUACAUCUCAGUUCUAUAGGAACUCAGUUACGGCUCAGAUAGCCCAGUGAUAACUUUUCUGACUGUGAAGCUGAGUGACAUGAGUUGACUCUUCAAAACUUUGUUAACACAAUAUUUAAAAUGCAUUCAGAAUGCGUAUUUAAAAGACUAAGUAACCUACUGAAUAUUCUACGGUUUAUAAAUAUCUGAUAUGUGAAAAACAAUUCAAACAAGAAAUGAUUUACUUGAGCCAAAACUCAGACAAUGUUAUGUUGAUAUUUUUAAUUAUCUUAGCAACAUAUCGUUUAAUCUGAUACGAACUCCUAACUGUUUCACUCUAAAAAGCUUUUUGAAAUGUAUAUGAUGUGAUACUUCAAAUAAGAAACAACUUAAACAUAGUAUACUUCAAUAUAUUAACAAAAUAUGUAGUGCUAAACACGACAAAAAGACGCGUAAUCUGCUUAGUUUCCUUUUUUCAAUCGAAAAUCUCAGCUUCAUCUUGAAAUUGAUCUAGCUGAUUAGUAUAGUUAAUUUGUGUGACUAUCAACAUAUAAUUUCGGUUAGCGAUUUCUGCUGCUUUUUCAAAAGUAGAUUUCAAUAAUUUUUGUUUAAAUAAUUUCAAGAUUACAAGUACACCUUGCUGACGAGUGCUAAAUAGCACAAAACCCACGAUUUUCUGCUGACUAUCUUUAACCAUCAUCUUCUGACUGUAAAACUAAUUCUGAAUAAAUGUUUUCUCUCUCUCAAAUAUUCAUCAGUAUAAUAAUCUCCAGGUAAUUGUUAGUAAUAUAUAGUUUUCUUUUUCUGAAAACUUUUUUCAAGUUUUAAUAUUUGAAUUGUACGGUAGUGAACAGAACACGGGUGGGAACAAUCAAAUGUAUUUAACACAAAAUUACAG
This is a messenger RNA of Schistosoma bovis, 6437 nucleotides long. Lineage: Eukaryota; Metazoa; Platyhelminthes; Trematoda; Strigeidida; Schistosomatidae. The record is from the annotation of a GenBank genome assembly.